This is a messenger RNA of Echinostoma caproni, 804 nucleotides long. NCBI's taxonomy places the organism in Eukaryota, Metazoa, Platyhelminthes, Trematoda, Plagiorchiida, Echinostomatidae. The record is from the annotation of a GenBank genome assembly.
AUGUCAGCCAAUUCGAAGCCACUUGUGGAAUUAUUUGUUAAAGCCUCCACUACCAACAAAAAAGAAAAAGGUGCCUGUCUGAUCGGUCAGCAGUGGUUCAUGGUAUUAUAUUCGCUGGUUGAAAGAGGCCUGAUUGAUUUGCGUUUUACCCCGGUCGCACUCGACGACCCGCCAUAUAACUAUUUUAAAUUAAACGCCGCGCGUCAUCUACCCAUUGCAUGGAUCGAAUCUGGCACGCUAAAUGGUCAAAAGGUAUCCGAUGUGUUGAUCCAGUCAUGGGAAGCAUUGGAAAUUUUUAUGGAUCGCCUGAAUAAUGCAAAUUUGAAUCCGCAGGUAAGCCAGACUGAUGUGCGACAAGCGGAAAGAGUGUUUGAAGAUCUCAUCAACCAUAUGAUGCAAUUUGUUCGUUAUAAUAAAGAGAAACCUUUGUUAAACACACUGGAAAAGAUCGAUAACUUCUUGACCAGCAAAGGAGAACGAUUUCUGUUGGACUCAGAAAUCACAUAUCCAGAUUGUCAGCUGAUGCCUAAGCUGCAACACAUGCGAGUAGUGUGUGGCGCAUGUAAAAACUUCGAUAUUCCACAACAAUUCAAGAGCUUGUGCAACUAUGUUGCCAAUAUGUAUCGUACACGUGCGUUUAUUUAUUCCUGUCCGUCGGAUCGGGAUAUAUUGCUGCACUAUAUGGAGAAAAAUGCCAUCGCGAAAGAUAUGCGUCUGAAUUUGUUGGGAUCGGAUUUUCUAUGCGAAGCUCCGGGUUCGUCGCACAAAUACGAGACUGUGGUCAACGGGAGUCUAUCUUCAUGA